Messenger RNA from Ctenocephalides felis (cat flea), 846 nucleotides. RefSeq names its product odorant receptor 4-like. The annotation marks the transcript as partial. Gene Ontology annotation, molecular function: odorant binding; olfactory receptor activity. The record is from RefSeq and is a predicted model, not a curated record. Gene Ontology annotation, biological process: sensory perception of smell; detection of chemical stimulus involved in sensory perception of smell. The transcript is spliced from 7 exons. Gene Ontology annotation, cellular component: plasma membrane. NCBI's taxonomy places the organism in Eukaryota, Metazoa, Arthropoda, Insecta, Siphonaptera, Pulicidae.
UUCGGCAUUAAUAAUGUAGACAUUACAUUUUCCUUAUUCAUAAUCAUGAUUUUCAAUUGCUUACGCAAAAGCAAAUAUUAUGAUAGGAUGAUCAGUAGCGCACGCGUGAGCAAAUUAGAAGUGAGCGAUCCAAAAUCAUUAGAAAUUAUUCAAAGGUACGAAAAGUCUGCUUUAGUUAAUUUGACGACCUUUAUGAGCUUGGCAGUGGUUACAAUAAGUGGUUUAUCAACCAGGCCUGUAAUGGAACAUAAAAUAAAAGGCGAUGACAGAAUACUGCCAUUUAUUGGAUGGUAUCCUUAUAAUGUAAUUGCUUCUCCAGCUUAUGAAAUCAGCUACAUUCAUCAAAUUUUUGGAUUUUUUUUGUCAGCUUGUGGAGAUAUUAUGCAUGACGUGCUAAUGGCAAACUUAAUGGGUUUAUUUUGCUGCCAGCUAGAAUUAUUAAUGAAUAAAAUCCAGAAUUUAACGGAUCGUGUACAAGAAGAGGAGGAAUUGUAUGAAGAACUAUGUAAAUGCAUUGAUAAGCACGAAGAAAUAUAUGUUGGAACUAAGUGUUUACAGAAUUGCUUGAGCCCAGCAGUAUUUUUGCAUUUCUCUGUGACUAGUUUAAUUCUAUGUGCAUCUUUAUACCAGUUAGCUAAGAGUACUCAAGUGUCCGAAGCUGCUUACCAGUGCAAAUGGUAUAUUACUUCAACAAAAUUCCGAGCAAGUUUGCGAAUGAUGAUGAUGAGAUCACAAAAGCCUAUUCGAAUCACUGCUGGGUCAUUUAUAGAUCUUACAUUACAAACAUAUGUAGCGAUUGUGAAAGCUUCGUAUUCAUUUUUUGCACUUAUAAAAAACUUUGAGUAA